This is a messenger RNA of Equus caballus (horse), 4768 nucleotides long. NCBI's taxonomy places the organism in Eukaryota, Metazoa, Chordata, Mammalia, Perissodactyla, Equidae. The record is from RefSeq and is a predicted model, not a curated record.
UGUGAGACACCGCCACAGCACGGCUUGAUGCGCAGGGUGUAGGUCUGCACCCAGGAUCUGAACCCACACCCACCAGCUGCUGAAGCCGAAAGCUCAAACUUAACAGCUGUGCCGGGCCGGCCCCCAACUUCACAUUUUGACACCUUAACUGAAGUGGGUCAUUUAGACUCCCACUGGGCCCCUUGUCUGCCUCCCUCACUCCGGAGUAAAAACCCCAAAAGAUCUUUCAACUGUAACCCGGUCGCAAAGCAGAAGGCGCACGAUUAGCUCUGUAAACCAAUCAAGCACCAUUAAGGAGAAAGAAUAUGACAUGAAGCUUUUGUUUCUCGAAAUGAAAGAAAGAGAAGAAGAAAAAAGGAAGAAGACAAGAAAAGAAAAGCCAGCAGCAGCAGCAGAAUUACAGAAGGAGGAGUCCCCACCCAGACACCCGGGGAGAGCUGCUCAGGCUGGUGCCGGAUGGCGAGAAGGGUUAAAUUUAUGUUCCAUUACAAGUCCCCUUUUUUUUGGUUUCAUCUUCUCAGUAAAACACAUAACUUAAAAUGAAAUCAAAUAUUAAAAAUGACAGACUAUAUAAGUGCUGUGAGUAACUUCAGGUCACGGAGGGAGGGAAAAGCCGGCAAGUUGUCAGGCACUAUCUGUCAGAGUGAAUUAGAAACAAUCAACAGAGACUGAAAGGGAAGGUGAUUGUUAUUAAGCAGCGGGGCUGUGAGCAGGCUGCCCAGAUGUGGUCAUGCAUAUAAAGGACAGGAAACAGCAGUUUAAUUCAGGAAGCCCCGGCGAACAGGGCAGCAGAGAGGAGAAAAGUCCUUUGUCGCUAAUAAGCUGGAAGUUACUUUGAUAACAGCAGGGUUAGACUCGAGAAUAAAACACAUUUCUUUCACUACCACACACCAUUAAUAUCACAGAAAUGUGGUCGGAAGAAAUGCCCAGCGCGAGCCGGAUCAGCCGCUGGCCUUCCCCAGCAGCCUGGAGAGCCGACCCCGGUCCCCAUCCGGGCCCGAGCCUCCGCUCCUGCCAGGGCAGGGCCUUUUCUGACCACGUCGGACCAACUGUCACCCUCCAGAAAUGUCAUAUGACCAAAACACUAUAAGGAGAGUAUUUCCUUAUUGCCCAGCAUCAGGCCCUCCCGUUCCUGGGGCCUGUGGGGAAGGUGCGAGCCGGGUAAAUAUCCUCGGUGUAAUGAAGGCCACAUAUGCAGCCACGAAGAACAAUUUUAUAUGCAGACAAGGCCCGAUUUCAUAAGAAAUUACUUAUGCAGGCGUUCUGCAAUUAUCCUGUGAUACUUGCAGGCAACAGUCUGACAGCAGUUGUGCAAACAAUAAAGGGAUUACAGAAAUAAAAACAAAUAAUAUUACACACGCAGAAACUCCAUGUUGCAUGUGGACGGGAUGGAGAGAGAUGAGUGGAGACGGGCAGGGCCAAGAGGAAGCGAGGCCAGGGCAGAGCCGACCCCUGCCCGGGCACUUGGACUGUGCCAGCGCUCGCUCCAAGCCCCCGACAGGACCCUGCCCGCAGGCGGCUGUAUGGCAGUCUGCCCCCAUCUCAGGGGAGGCUGGGCCACCUGCUUGCCUCUCUGGGGAGCUGAGGGCAUGGGUCACCUUUGCAGGAAGGAGCAGGGUCACAGGACCAGGAAGGGACAGGCAAUGGGUGGGCUGAGAGCUUUGCCAUUUUCUCUCGUACACCAGGUGGCCUUCCCAGAACAGGAAGCAUGUUGUCCUUCCGCCUCAUCCCGGGGUCAGCACAGGCCACCCAUGUCCAGUUGCAGCCCAGAGCUUCCAGGCAGCGGGUGCAGAGUCAGGACUGCCCCUCCCAUAACACAGGGAAGCGGUGAGGAUGGAGCUAUCCCAAAGCACGCUUCGACCAGAGCCUGCUCCACUCUGCUCCUCAGAGUCCAACUGUCCCGGUGUGGUUUCCUCUCAGGCAAAGUGAGAGCGACGGGACCUCUCUCUCCUAACUCCACUCAGCAAAGGAGGCUGCAAGGAUCCUCACCUCCGCGAGCCUGGAGAUUUCCUGGUGAAGGUCACAUAAGGCAGACAGCCCCACACAUAUAUGCAGGGCUUGUCAUCAUCACCACACAGACAUCACAACUGUCCCGCCAUCUCCUGUGCUGCCAGAGCGCCACCACCGCAGCCUGCAGCCGAGGUGAUCACCGCUGCAGGGAGGCUGUGGACUCACGUCUGCACCAGGAUAGCCGGGCCGCCUCAGGACAGCGGGAGCCACAGCGAGACCAGCACCCUGAGUCCGGGGCCCAAACAUGCCCCGGGCACCGGGGACCACUGUCUGUCAGAGGGGACGAAGGGCCUGUGGUCUCUGAGGGCCACUUCCUUCCGGAAGGCACUGAGCCUCAUGACCAACCGUGGGGACCUUCCGAGGGAUAAAGCUAAAGAGAGCCAGACAGCCACACCUCGUGGCCCUGCCUCUGGUCCCUGCGAGGGUUUCUCUGGAAAUGUAGAUUGUGGCGGGAUAGUGAACGAUUCUCUGAUGUGUGUGAGGGGUUCAGUCACCGACAGCUCACCUGGGAUCCUAGAAAUACAGAAUUUCUAUGGAAAGGCGCUUCAGGGUGGCGUCUAUGUCCCCAAGAUGCAUUCUAUAACAUCACAUAAGACUUUAAAAAGUUAAGUGUCCCCUUCAAAGGAUUGGGAGGGCCCCGGUGGAAAGGAGAGCGAGCAGGAAGACCCCAACGGGUCUCUUCGGAAGGCCAGCAGUGGUUCAACCAGCUCAUCAUAUUCCAGCCCGCACGGGAAGGGUCCCUCCAGGGCCUGAGAGCCCUGUGCUCUGGGGCUGCAGUCAGCGAGCAGCCUGGAAGGAGGUGCCCGCGUGCUCUCCGCCUGUUUCUGAGACCUGUCCCCUUUCUUGGUCUACAAGGCACAGAAUUUGCUCGUGGAUAGAAAGUUCCAACCCUACUUCCAGUUCACAGGAUCCCAAAAUUAUUCCAAGAUGUACAUUUUCCAUGCAGGAAAAGCUCCCCGCCUUCUCAUGGCCAAUCCCAAGAACAGUGCGUCACUGUUCUCUAUCUUCUCUGAGGCCCAGGACACGCUGAGGUGAUUAACUCUGUGCAAUGCCCGCCUCAGCGGCAGAAAACCUGGCGAGGCCAGCGUCGUGGCCUACUCCACAGUCUAAGAAAGGACGGCCAUGCCACAUUCGGACGAAGGUCAAGCACUUCCAGCUUCUCCCCUGGGUCUCCCACCGGGUCAAGCAUGGUGGUUCAUCCUCCCCACCCCUUCCCUUCCCAUCCCAACGUGGAUCAAGGGGAAAUGGCCAGGACCCUUGCAGGACCUCCUUCCCCACCUCAAGAGGUACAGAGCAUAGAAAGCUCCAGAACAAGCUGGUGUGCUCGCUUUCCUGGGGAAAGUCAGCCUCACCCAUCUUCCCGACCGGAGGCCUUCAGCAGUGAUGCUAAGCUGGGCCUUCGGAAACUGUGAGCAUCCACGCGGCAGAAUUCCUACCAUCAAUGUAGCAGCUAAAUAUUGUAAGACUCCUAACUCCCCCAUCUGUGUUUUGCCUCCCAAGAGGGAAAAUAGUCUUCGCAGACAUUCCCUUAUCUGGCAGGCGAAUUCUAAACCUUACUGGCAACUGCAGGCUUGUUUUCCCAACCAAACAGCUAUGGAACCAAAAAUUGUUCUGCCUGCGAUAUGCUGAGGAGGGAACUAGCCAAACAGCUCAGUCUGGAGGCGCAGGGCUGGGAAGCCGAGGGCUGUCUCCACCACCAGGGGAGACCCCAUGCUCCACGGAAGACCUGGUGCCAGGGGAGGCCGCCCGUCAACUGACGGAAGCUACAACUGCUGUGUUCGCUGCUCCUUUUCCUUAGCACAGCAUACACCCACCAAGAAGCUGACGGAAAACACUCACCACGGUGUGAAAUCAACACUUUCUAACUCAAAUAAAGGGGAUAAAAAAGGGAAAACUUCCAACCCUUUUGCAGCAGAAAUUUCCUCCUUCAAGAUUACACGAGGCAGUGGUACCUCGGGCCCUGCCGCCAAGCAUCCCUUGGCGCCCAGACCCUCGCUUCCCAUUUUAUGGUAUUUCCCUGCAUUUUUCCUAGCCCUUCCCAGUCUUAAUACAGGAAACCUGCACCUGUGCAACUGCUAAUAAACCAAAUCUGAUGAUAACUGUGGAAGCCUAAUUGAUAGGGGCCUUUAUCGACUGGCCUUGAUGUCUAUCUGAGGUUCUCAACAGCCAAGAUUUAAAUGUUUCAUUUUAUUUUUAACUUUCACUUUUCCACAUUUCAGCAAUGUCAGGCAAAGAGGUAUGGUUUUACUAUCAGAAAGACUCAUGGUGCAGAAUAAUUUAUGACUUCAGCUUGGGCUUUCAGAAAAGCUAUUUCAAAUCUUCACUUUGAUUUGGCUGUAUCAAAACUACUCCAAAUAACAGCGGCACUUUCUUGGAACCAGAAUAUGUUAGCAGCACCUCAGGAUUUCGAACGAAAGCCUCGUAUUUAUCCCAGAAGGAAACUUGAGAAAGGAAUUAAGCCACAGAGGGGAAAACGACAUUAUUUCACGAUUCCUUUGUUCCCCCUCUGACCCAUCCCCAAACACCCCCACAAAGGGAUGCCUGCCCCCCGUGAAGUCCUGCAGCCACCACUCACCCAGGGGUAGGGGCAGGUGGAGGAAGCCCACCUGGGUGCAGGACGGGCUGGGAGGAGGUCCUGGAAGGGAGGAGAGAGAGCGGGGCUGUCUGUGGGGAUUUGCGUUAGGUCAACACGACAAAGCAGGAGGAAAUGACGUGUGUCCAGGGCAAAGAGUUCUAGCAGCGUAAGACUUACCUUAGC